AUGAUGGAGAAAAUACCGUGGCUGCGGCACGCCGACGCGUUUUCCUCGCUCAGCCUGCACGAGGGCUGCGACGAUGACGUGGUGCGGGUGGACUGGAUGGACGAGGAGCACUUUUCUAUUGUGACACCCCACAAGCGGCGCCGCUUGCCGUCUUCCCCGUGCCGCGUCCGCGACGGCGCGAGGGAAGUGUGGUCCCCGGAGGCGCAUGGGGCGACGCCCGCGGCGGGCCAAGGCGAUGGGGAGGCUGUGCCCCAGGCACUUGCUGCGCCUUCGGUCCACCUGGCGGGCGCCGUGGAGGGUGUUGCGCAGGUGGAGGCCAAACCGAUAGCGGAGGAGGAGGAGGGGGAGGGGGCGCGGCAGACUGGCGGCGUCGGGCGUUGCCAGGGCCUCUCCACCGAGGCGCUGGAGGCGUUGCUGCGCAAGAAGAUCAUGGCGAGCCACGUCCACCGGCAGUGGCGGCUCAGGGCGAUGCGUGAGGCGCACGCCGCGCGUGAGGAGGAGAACUCAAGGCUGCGGGCGGAGCUGAACGAGCUGUACGCCAAGUCCUUCUCUGAGAAGCGGCGGAAAUUGACUGCGCACGGAGAAGACUCGGAGACGAGCGCCACGGGGGAGCUCCCGGAGGCGUUUGCGUCGACGCAGCGCCCACGCCCUAUCGCCGCGGCUGCGGUGGAGGCGGCGGCCUCGUCUCGCGAGGGCGAGUUUGCCGCGACCGCCGGGUUCGCCUGCACCCUGGCCCGCCUGACUGCCUCUGCCCGCCCUCCAAUGGCGGGCCACCGCGGAGGGAACCCGACCCUCCUCGCGAAUGAAGUGGUGCGCAUCGCGCUGGACGCGGCUGCCGUGGCGGAGCGCUGCGCGAAGUGGACGAUGCGGCCACCGACGCGCCUGGACUUCAGCAAGCCGCCGGUGGACGAGGUUGACCGCCGCAGCACCUCCUCCGUGGCGGACACGGAGCGGGGCAUCAACACGGAGGUGUAUGACACGCCGGUAACGCUUCGCAUUGUACCGAAUGAGGCGUGCGUCGCACGAGACCACGCGUCCCCACCGCCAACGGAAGCCGACGGGGCCGCAGGGGCACUGCUGCUCCCCAUGACGGUGGCACUGAAGCCUAUCAGCCGGCGCACGCGACUGGACGGUAUUGUGUGGCGGGUAAAGUCGGCCCUGAAGUCCUACGGCCUUGAUCACGCACUCCUCUUUCCGCUUGACAUUGACGACGCGGAAGAGGUGGACGCGGAGGAGCUCGGACUUCGCUACAUCGACUGCGUGGGCGACGUUAUUGUGAUUUCGGAGGCCUCGGAGUGGUCCUACGUUAGACGCGACUGGUACCGGCGCAAAAAACUGCCCUGGAUGCCGCUGUACAUGGUCGUGCAGUAG
This is a messenger RNA of Trypanosoma conorhini, 1371 nucleotides long. Its product is annotated as serine/threonine protein kinase. Lineage: Eukaryota; Euglenozoa; Kinetoplastea; Trypanosomatida; Trypanosomatidae. The record is from RefSeq and is a predicted model, not a curated record. Bases 1 to 1371 code for a protein of 456 amino acids. The transcript has a single exon.